UCUUGUUUCCUCCCGGACACAAUUAUUCAACGCACCAGUCGAAAGAAGCGCCGCAUUCUCACAUUUUCUCCAGUGUGGUUGCUCAGAUGGCGACUACAAAGGUACCAGAGGUUCGUGACAUUACACGCAUUGAGAGAAUCGGAGCACAUUCUCACAUUCGUGGCCUUGGUUUGGACGAUGCCUUGGAGCCACGACAGGUGUCUCAGGGGAUGGUUGGCCAGCUGGCCUCUCGUCGGGCAGCGGGGGUCAUUCUGGAGAUGAUCAAAGAUGGUCAUAUUGCUGGCAGAGCGGUGCUGAUCGCUGGCCAACCUGGCACAGGAAAGACCGCCAUUGCUAUGGGUAUUGCUCAGUCUCUUGGCCCUGAUACUCCCUUCACAGCGCUGGCCGGCAGUGAGAUUUUCUCUCUGGAAAUGAGCAAGACCGAGGCUCUGAGCCAAGCUUUUAGGAAAGCCAUUGGCGUGAGGAUCAAAGAAGAGACAGAGAUCAUUGAAGGAGAGGUGGUGGAAAUCCAGAUCGAUAGACCAGCCACUGGAACGGGUGCCAAGGUGGGCAAGCUGACUCUGAAGACGACUGAGAUGGAGACGAUAUAUGACCUGGGCAACAAGAUGAUUGACUGUCUCAGUAAAGAGAAGGUCCAAGCAGGGGAUGUAAUCACGAUUGACAAAGCCACUGGAAAGAUAAGCAAGUUGGGUCGCUCCUUCACCAGAGCCAGAGACUAUGAUGCCAUGGGAGCUCAGACUCAGUUCGUUCAGUGUCCAGAGGGAGAGCUGCAGAAGAGAAAGGAGGUGGUCCACACAGUGUCCCUGCAUGAGAUUGAUGUCAUCAACAGCCGCACACAGGGCUUUCUGGCUCUCUUCUCUGGAGACACUGGAGAGAUCAAGUCUGAGGUCCGAGAGCAGAUCAACGCCAAAGUGUGUGAGUGGAGAGAGGAGGGCAAGGCAGAGAUCAUACCUGGGGUGUUAUUUAUUGAUGAGGUCCACAUGCUGGACAUGGAGUGCUUUUCCUUCCUGAACCGUGCCCUGGAGAGUGACUUGUCUCCUGUCCUCAUUAUGGCCACAAACAGAGGCAUCACUCGUAUCCGUGGCACAAACUAUCAGAGUCCUCAUGGUAUCCCCAUUGACCUCCUGGACCGUCUGCUCAUCAUCGCUACCUCCCCGUACACUGAGAAAGAGACAAGGCAGAUCCUCAAGAUCAGGUGUGAGGAGGAGGACGUGGAGCUUAGCGAGGAAGCUCAUACUGUUCUGACUCGCAUUGGCAUGGAGACGUCGCUCCGCUACGCCAUCCAGCUAAUCAGCACUGCUGGACUGGUGUGCCGCAAACGAAAGGGGACAGAAGUUCAGGUGGAGGACAUUAAGAGGGUUUACUCUCUGUUCCUGGAUGAGGCGAGGUCUUCUCAGUACAUGAAGGAGUAUCAGGAUUCUUUCCUCUUCAAUGAAACACAAUCGGCUCAAAUGGACACCUCAUAAUGACGAACACCGCUUUGUUUUGUAACUCCUCAAAGUUUCAUCGUCAACACUGUCUGAGGUUGGAGUCUGUUCAGAUCUGGAGAAAGCUGUAUUACACUUUGAAUGAACUUAAAAAAUGAAUUCAGUUGUUUUGGAGUAGCUGAAUUUUACUUAAUUUUCCCAUUCUUUUCACCUUGAUUUUGUAUUAUUUGAAUUCAAACAUAUCCAUUUAAAACUGACUGAUUCUAAAUUCGCCAUGAAACUGUUCAUCAUUGAGGCCUUGUGGCAAGAUUGUCCAUUCCUGUAGUGUUUCCUUUUUUCUUGUUGAGUUGUCUUUACAUGUUUAUUUUUUGGAAAAUAAAUAAACAAGCUUUUUGUAAGCACA
Cheilinus undulatus (humphead wrasse) is the source of this 1830-nucleotide messenger RNA. It is a transcript of the gene ruvbl2, whose product is annotated as RuvB-like AAA ATPase 2. Gene Ontology annotation, biological process: regulation of transcription by RNA polymerase II; box C/D snoRNP assembly; chromatin remodeling. Gene Ontology annotation, molecular function: ATP hydrolysis activity; DNA helicase activity; ATP binding. Lineage: Eukaryota; Metazoa; Chordata; Actinopteri; Labriformes; Labridae. The transcript has 14 exons. The record is from RefSeq and is a predicted model, not a curated record. The coding region runs from base 87 to 1466 and encodes 459 amino acids. Gene Ontology annotation, cellular component: Swr1 complex; Ino80 complex; R2TP complex.